AUGAGUGCAUUAUACGAUCAAGUUUUAAAAUCAAAUAUUUAUAUUCAACCCAUACUAUUCACAUUAGUUUUAGUCACAAAUAGUUUCAGUAUUCGCAUCCUCUCCUCCAAUGCUCUUCGUAGUUCACCUUGCUCGCAUUAUUUCAUUGCUUACGCAAUUUUGAACAUUAUUUAUAGUUGUCUGGUAUGUCCAACACAAGUUAUACGUGCUUUGUGGAUCGGAUGGGAGAAUACACCGAUAGGAUGUAGUAUAUACUAUUAUAUCCUAUUCUUACCGCCGAUACUUGCUCGGGUUAUGCUCGUUCUAGCGUCAUUUGAUCGAUAUUGUUCCAGUUCGAAGUCGCGCUCAUUCAAUUCAGCAAGCACGAAGCGAAUAGCACGUCUCACAGUUAUUAUCAGUAUAAUAUUAGGUACGAUAUACAUGAUACCAAUGUUUGUCAUUUACUAUUUCGAUCCAACAAUUGGCCUAUGCCGCCUAUACACUACUCUACCAGCCAAUCUUUAUACAUUUUCUCAAGUCAUCGGUUAUUACAUGCUGGGACCAUUAUUAAUACUAGUUUUUGGCACUCUGACCAUUUUCAAUAUUCGUAAGCAUUCUAUCCGUACAGGAGUACAAAACGGUCCGACGACACCCACUCGUCGAACAGAAGGACAAUUGGCACGUAUGCUACUUCUUCAAAUAUUCGUUCAUAUAAUUCUAACCACUCCGUUCGGGGUGAUCUAUUGUUUAAAUGUGUUUAUUGCAGCGACGCGUACGCCGACCAUAAUCGCUAUACGAAACGGAUGGCAAUUUCAAUGUGCAAAUACAACUUGUUUACCGUCCAACACUUUUCUCACAUUAAAUGUCCGCCAAUGUCAAACAAGCUGCUUAUCCGAAAUCUAUUGUAAAGCCAUCAGUUUUCAUCGGCUAGCCACCCGUUGUAAUCUAUUUGAUUACAUACCUGAUCUAAAUGGAAACAUGGUUGUUGAUACAGAUACCAUAACGAUGAUCGUUAUUGCUGAGACAAGAAUACCACCCGAACCUAUGACAACUUCAACAACUACAACUAGUAUUUCUACAACCAACAUUUUGUGCACGUCCGGUGGAACACCUCUUACAUUUGAUGAUAUUCCAAACGCAGAUAUCUUUCAAGCAGCUUUACCAUCAAAUUAUGCGGGACUGAAUUGGGCCUCUCCAUGGUAUUUAAACACGAGUGUAUAUCCUAAUUCUGGUUAUUAUUAUGUUUGCGGUUCUGGUGUAUAUGCAAUAUGGUUCGACACUACUCUCACAAUAGAAACACCGUCAGAAACUAAUACGAUAUCGCUCAAUUCUUGUCGAAUGGCAGCAGGAUGGUCAAACUCGACCAAUUUGACAAUUACUGGCUAUUAUUCAAAUACACAACUAUACACAAUUACAGUUCUAUUGAAUACGUAUCCAGCAAUUUCACAAGUAUUCAAUUGGCCAGGCCUGACGAAAAUUUUCAUGCAAUCAUCGGGAUCAGGUUCAUUGCAUAUUGGUUUGGACAAUUUAUGUAUCACUUUUUAA
This is a messenger RNA of Adineta ricciae, 1524 nucleotides long. The record is from the annotation of a GenBank genome assembly. Lineage: Eukaryota; Metazoa; Rotifera; Eurotatoria; Adinetida; Adinetidae.